AUGGAGGCUCAGGCUCCCCCUGAAGCCGCAGGAUCUCCUCUAGACCUAUCUCUCACUAUGGCCCCCGGGGCUCCUUGGUCUGUUCUUCCUUCUGGUCGCGGUGGUCGCCAUCGCAGCGGCACGGGAUCAAGGCUCUACUCUUGCCUCUUCUGUGAGAGGAAGUUCCUCAAGUCGCAUGCGCUAGGGGGCCACCAGAACGCGCACAGGAUGGAGAGGGUCGUCGGCAGCUGGAAGGCCCACCUCUACCUCCCUGACCAUCAUCAUGCCGCGGCAGCAGCCACCGGUAUAGCGCGUCUUGACACCGACGAUGACAAGCACCAGAAGCUUGAUCUUAAUCUCAAGCUUUAA
Messenger RNA from Triticum aestivum (bread wheat), 348 nucleotides. Its product is annotated as transcriptional regulator TAC1-like. The record is from RefSeq and is a predicted model, not a curated record. Lineage: Eukaryota; Viridiplantae; Streptophyta; Magnoliopsida; Poales; Poaceae. The transcript has a single exon. Bases 1 to 348 code for a protein of 115 amino acids. Gene Ontology annotation, molecular function: DNA-binding transcription factor activity.